CAAAUAGAAAUUAUAUAGAAUUAUUUAAUAAUUUGUAUUCCACUGGAAUAAAAAUUUAAUUUCUGUCUUUAUCAAAUCUCUAUUUCAGAGUAUUUGUACGUAUGUACUUAUCGUCUGCUGUAUGAUCGAAUAUCGAAUAGGCGCUUGGCCAUGGAUCGCUGCAUUAGGUUUUCGUAAUCCCCGAAACCCAGACAAACCACUAUGGAAGUGCGGAGGUUCCCUGAUAUCGGCUAGGCAUGUUUUGACCGCAGCACAUUGUGCACAUAUGGAUGGAAUAGAAAACAUACACAAUCAUAAUAUUGUCAUUCUUAGAUUGGUGGAGGAGGUGCCAUUUUCGAGGUACGUAUAUCCCAUUUGUACGAAAGAGCCCCUACGAAAGAGCAACUUCGUCGGCUAUAACCCCCUUGUUGCUGGAUGGGGAGCAUUAAGAUAUAGACGACCACGACGUAAUGCAUUAAUGGAAGUACAAAUGCCAGUGAUUAAGAACGCCGAAUGCAAAAUAGCUUAUUCCAAAUUUCCUAAUGCACCUGAUAUCACUGAUGGUAUAAUAUGCGCCGAACAUGCUCAGGGUGGAGAGGAUUCUUGUACGGCUGACCGCGGCGGACCACUGCUGAUACAACAUGAAUUAACCUCGUAUUUAAUAGGUAUUGUGUCUUAUGCUUAUAAGUGCGGCACAGCUGGGUAUCCCAGCGUUUACACUAGGGUCACAUCGUACCUUGACUUCAUUCUCCAAGCGAUGCAAUAAUAUGAUAUUACUGUUCCAUAAAUAUCAUUGUGUAAAAAACGUAAAGUUGGAUUUUCUUAUUGUGGAGAUAAGAAACAGCUCAAAUUUACAUUGUUUUGUACGUUACAAAUUAUAGGCUUAAAAUGUACGAAAUGUAACUUUGAAACGACACUAAUUUUUUACGCACGAUAAACCUCCACGACUUAGGUAUGUAAAGAUGAUAAACGUAUAUUAAU
Bombus huntii is the source of this 960-nucleotide messenger RNA. RefSeq names its product venom serine protease Bi-VSP-like. The record is from RefSeq and is a predicted model, not a curated record. NCBI's taxonomy places the organism in Eukaryota, Metazoa, Arthropoda, Insecta, Hymenoptera, Apidae. Gene Ontology annotation, biological process: proteolysis. Gene Ontology annotation, molecular function: serine-type endopeptidase activity. The coding region runs from base 122 to 745 and encodes 207 amino acids. The transcript is spliced from 5 exons.